Messenger RNA from Elaeis guineensis (African oil palm), 1642 nucleotides. Lineage: Eukaryota; Viridiplantae; Streptophyta; Magnoliopsida; Arecales; Arecaceae. The record is from RefSeq and is a predicted model, not a curated record.
AUUGAUCAAAGCAACAAAUUGGAUUCGUGAGUAACUCCACCCCAUGGAGUUUGCAAUGUUUUGCACCAGAGUCAAUACCCUGCUUGUCCUGGUGGUGCUCUGUUCCUCAUGUAAGUUCAUCCAAAGCCCAAUGGACUUUGGCCCCUUGAACAUCGCCCAGACCACCAACACAGCAUCAUUAGACUUUGGAAGGAUCCUUUUCCACUCCCCUUGCGGGAUUCUAAGGCCCGACUCUCCCAGGGACAUCUCACUCCUCCUCAGCUUCCUCUCUGCCUCUUCCUUUAGCCAGGUCAGGGUUGCUGCAAGAGGAGCUGGCCAUUCCAUCUAUGGCCAGGCCCAAGCCCUUGAUGGCAUUGUCAUUAUGAUGGACUCCCUUCCCCCCACCAUAGAAAUCCACAGGAGAAGGGAUGGUGACGCUGGCUUUUCCUAUGCUGAUGUUAGUGGUGGGGUUCUUUGGGUGGAGCUCCUAGAGGAGAGCUUAAAGGUGGGACUAGCUCCAAGGUCUUGGACUGAUUACCUCUAUCUCAGCAUUGGUGGAACUCUUUCCAAUGGUGGCAUCAGUGGGCAAGCAUUCAAAUAUGGUCCCCAGAUCAGAAAGGGAGAGCUUGUCACAUGCUCACCUACAAGGAGUUCAGAACUUUUCUAUGCAGUUUUGGGUGGGUUGGGCCAGUUUGGCAUUAUAACAAGUGCAAGGAUUUUUCUUCAAGAUGCUCCUCAUAAGGUAAGAUGGCAUAGGGUCUUCUAUGAAGACUUUGACAUCUUCACCAAGGACCAGGAGCUCCUGAUUUCAAUGCCAGAUAAGGUAGACUAUGUUGAAGGGUUCAUAGUACUCAAUGAGAAGUCCCUUCAUGGCUCCUCCACUGCUUUUCCUUCCUACAUGGACUCCAUCCCUCACUUACAAAAGGGCAGCUCAAAGGUCUACUACUGCAUCGAGUUUGCAGUACAUGUCUACCAAGCCAAGGAUUCUUUCAUAGAGCAAGUUGUGGAGGAGAUCUUAAAGCAGAUGAGCUACAUGCCUUCACGUAUCUACAGCGUCGAGGUGUCCUACUUUGAUUUCCUCAACAGGGUACGGAUGGAGGAAAUGGAACUGAGAAGAAGAGGGGUGUGGGAUGUUCCCCACCCAUGGCUUAACAUGCUUGUGCCCAAGUCAGGGAUCAAGGAGUUCAGAGACUUGCUCAUGGAGCACAUCUCACCAGAGGACUUUGAGGGCCCUAUACUCAUAUACCCACUCCUCAGAGAAAAGUGGAGCACGAACACGUCGGCCGUCUUGCCGGAGGUGCCAGCCGCCUCCACCGUCGGCGGCGAAGAUGACGACGUCGUCUACAUCGUGGGUGUGCUGCGCUCCACCACCCCCAGCAGCUGCCCGCCGGCGUGCCUCCACGAUCUCCUCCGCCGCCACCGCCGCAUUGCAGAGGAGGCCGUCGGCGGCCAAGUUGGCGCCAAGCAGUACCUGCCCCACCACCAGACGGCGAGGCAGUGGCGGGAGCACUUCGGCCGGGGGUGGGAGCGGUUCGCGGCCCGGAAGGCCCGGUUCGACCCGCUCAACAUCCUGGCCCCGGGUCAGGGAAUUUUCCCCAGGAUCUCCGAUUCCAUCCCCAGGACUACCACCCCUUCUCCUCUCCUCCUACACUCUUCUCAGUGA